Molecule: messenger RNA, 702 nt
Organism: Acanthisitta chloris (rifleman)
Lineage: Eukaryota; Metazoa; Chordata; Aves; Passeriformes; Acanthisittidae
Gene: ST6GALNAC4
Product: ST6 (alpha-N-acetyl-neuraminyl-2,3-beta-galactosyl-1,3)-N-acetylgalactosaminide alpha-2,6-sialyltransferase 4
Exons: 3
Coding region: 46-702 (218 amino acids)
Biological process (GO): oligosaccharide metabolic process; ganglioside biosynthetic process
Molecular function (GO): alpha-N-acetylgalactosaminide alpha-2,6-sialyltransferase activity
Source: RefSeq, a predicted model, not a curated record
CGGGCGCUGUGCUACCGCUGCGCCCUCGUGUCCAGCUCGGGGCAGAUGCUGGGCUCCCGCCUGGCACAGGCCAUCGACGAGCAGGAGUGUGUCCUGCGCAUGAACCAUGCCCCCACCGCGGGCUACGAGGAGGACGUGGGGGUGAGGUGCACCAUCCGGGUGGUCUCACACACCAGCGUCCCACUGCUGCUGAGGAACCAGCCCUACUUCUUCCAGAAGUCCAAGGACACCCUCUACAUCAUCUGGGGGCCAGCAAAGAUGAUGAACAGGGAGAAGGUGGGCCCGACCUACCAGGCACUGCUGAAAGUGAUGCAGAUGUACCCUCACCUGGAGAUCUACACCCUGACUGAGGAGAAGAUGACAUACUGUGACGAUGUCUUCCAGAACGAGACAGGGAAGAACAGAUUGAAGUCUGGCUCCUUCCUGAGCACGGGCUGGUUCACCAUGAUCCUGGCCAUGGAGCUGUGCGAGCAGAUCCGCGUCUUCGGCAUGGUCAGCGACAGCUACUGCAGGGAGAAGAACCACUCGAGUGUGCCAUACCACUACUUUGAGAAGGGCCGUAUGGAUGAGUGCAAGACGUACCUGGUGCACGAGCAAGCCCAACGUGCCGGGCACCGCUUCAUCACCGAGAAAGCCAUCUUCUCCCGCUGGGCCAAGAAGAAGAACAUAGUCUUUGCCCACCCAUCCUGGGCAGGCGGGUAG